UUUUUAGCUCAAGAUGAGUGUCAUACACGAUAAUCCGGAACCUGGAGUUAUAGAUACGGAUCUAUUAAAGAACUUAGUUAUGCAACAAGCACCUGACGGAGAAGCCGGAAAAGUAUUUUUGAGAGAUGGAGUAGUUUUGGAGAAAGUUCGCACAAUUCGACUAGAGGACCUGAAUAUUCUUAGAAUCGACAAUUUAUGGAUGAUGACAUCCCUAGUGAAACUGCAACUUACAUUAAAUAUUAUUCAGAAGAUAGAGAAUUUGGAUGCGCUUGUAAAUCUGAAAGAGCUGGAUUUAUCUUUCAAUCAGAUCGAAGUUUUAGAAAAUCUGGAAAAACUUACAAAACUUGAAAUACUCACAGUUUAUGAAAAUAAUAUUAAAAAAGUAGAAAAUAUGGACCAGUUAAUCAAUCUAAAACUGUUUAGCAUUGGAAGAAACAGAAUAGAUGGCAGAGAUAGUGUUGUGUAUUUAAGGCGGUUUCCUCUGUUAAGAUCUCUUACAAUGGAAGGGAAUCCAUGUUCACAAGAAGAUGAUUUUACUGAAUAUAUUUAUGCGUGUCUUCCAAUGCUAAUGUAUUACCAUUACCGAUUUAUUUACCCACAUGAAAAAGAAGCUGCCAAAAAAAAGUACAGCAAUGUUCUAAAAGAGCUUGAAGAUACAGAAGCUGAAACAGCAGCCUACAUCAAACAAAGGGAGGAAGAAGAAAGGAAGCUCAAGUCCUACACAGCAGCAUUUGUAGAGUAUUUAGACAGUGAUCAGCUCUUUAGUGCUUUAUUUGAAAAUGAUGGAGAUGGUCAAGCACUCCUGAAAAUGGAUGACGAAGUUGUGGAAGUGUGUAAGGAGUAUCCUUUUAGUUUUGUGAUUGUUAUUAACAGGUCUGACUUUUACAGACUUUAUUGCAGCUAUAUGUGUACUAAGAGAAAAAUAUCUAGUUUUAAGAAUGCUGCUGCCUGUUCUCUUAUACUACUAAACUUCCGACAGAGAGAGAGAGAGAGAGCAAAAAGCAAAGGAAAAACAAGAAGCACACAAAUGCAUAAUAUUUAUCUUCAGUCACACUCUCAAGAUCAUCUUCUGACACAUAGCAAGAAAAGAAAUAUAGCCAGAAAUAUAACCAGGACAAAGCAGCAGGAAUCAUUGAAAUUUUUCGUUAUCUGCACAGAUAUGAAAUUAUUGGUGACAUCUAGACUACAGAUAGCUGCUCUUACCCGAUUUGACAGUCUAGUUAUCUGUCCUGCUUACAGUUGUCAAUUUUGUGUAUUUGUAAUUGUAUUGCUGAGUUUAAAGAAUAGCAUUUGUAAUACUACAAUGAUGAAUUGCUUUUGGCAAAUAGAUGUAGCAACCAUUAAAUUGAGAAUCCAGCCAAUGGAGUGCUCAACUGAGAAUGUCAUUACUUUGUACUCAGUAUUGCUACAUAAACACAUUAAUGUUAAGGAAAAAGUUACACAAAUUCAUGAUGAGUUUUGUGUCAUUACACAGAAAUUGUUUGACCUGGGUCUGAAACAGUAUAAGAUCAGGGAAGCUGAAAUAGAACAGUUCAGUAAAUGUGUGGAAGAUGCCAAAGAUAAGAAUGCAAAACAAUUAGAAAGAAUUAGGGAUACCUUCACUGAGAAGAAAGCAUUGAUAUAUAUCAACAUGAAAGCAGCUAUUAGAGGAAUAGAAAAUUGUGAGUGUGAUACAAAGGUGUAUUAUGCCCAAGCACAGAAGUGUACAGAAGAGUUUAACAGUAUUUGCCACUCAGCAUUCACAGAUUUAAUGGCUUCAGAGCUUACUUUGAAUAAUCAACUUGAGAAAGUGAAUAAAACUUUUGAAAACAAUCUUAAUCAACUGGUGGAAGUGUUUAUCAGGGAUGCUCAAGCUCUGUUCAGUGAAUGCUGUAACAUACAGAAGAUAUUUAGUGAACGAUUAGCAGAAUAUGCUAACUGUUAUCUUACCAAUGCCAUUGUUAGAGCUGAUGAUCCAACAUUUUCAUUGCCACUUGAACUGAAGUCGAUAAUGAUUGACAAAGAAAGACUGAAUAAAGCAUCAAAAAAUUCCCAUGCAUAUCACAUACACAUAAUUAAUGAACGUGAAGAUACACUAGUAGAAAGGGCAAAGCAGUGGGCUAGAAACAUGUGCAGAGAAAUUCAUAGGGAGGAAAUAAGAAGAAAUAGAUCAAAAAUUAAUGAGUUCAACCAUUUCUUUGAAAUACAGAGACAAGAAUUUGAAGAAUUAGCUUAUCAGGCAUUUAAGCAAGAAGAAACUACAGAAUCCCAUGAAAGUCACUGUCAGGAUUAGGAGUUCCUUUUUCUGAAGAGCCCAUCGAGAAGAAGAACAUUCGGGUGUGUAACAAGCCAAAGUAUAUAAUAAAAAAGGUCCAGGUAAUUGUAAAAACUUAACAUGUACACUGUAUUUUUUUUUUAAAAAAGAUGACUAUACUGCUUAAUGCUGUUGAUGAUCAUGCUAGCUAAAUUUAGUCAUGCAAAUUAGAAAGAAAGCUACUCCUGUGAAAUGGCUACUGCCUCCUCUGUUAGACUAAACAAAUGUUUUCAUCUUCUAUUUGUAGAUUAUAGCCUACUGGUAUUUUUCAAAGAAAAUAGUUUCUGGUUACAGUACAUUACUAUUAUACUUCUAAUUUAGAUUUACAAUCCUUGAAUCUAGAUCUUUAGAGAAAUUGUAGAAGUUCCCCGGUUUUGCUCUAUGUUAGAUAGGAUCCUGUUAAAUACCUUUCAUGAGGGUAUGUAACUUACAUAUAUGAAUAUAUUCAGUAUAUCAUGGAUUGUAUGAUGGACAAGUUUGUAUCUUGCUAGAUGAUAAUAAUAGGCUAUAAAAUAUCUUUUACAUCAAGUGCAUCAUUUAUGUAAUUGUAAAUGUAAGUGUGAAUAUACACAAAAGAUGAUAUUACUGCAUUUUUAAUGCUUAAAGAUGGAUAAUAAACAAAUAACUAAAUAACUUCACUCUGAAUGCUAGACUGUGAGGCAAAAUUUACAUGGAAAUUAUUUUUGUGUCUUGUAUUGUGAUUGUUUGGAUUACAGUUCAGAUGAAACUGAUUUUUAUUGCCAGCUAUAAAAACCAUUAAGGAAUGAAUGUAUUGGGAAGUGUGUAUAAAAAUUCCAAGAUCCUUAAAAAUUCUUCUACAAUAUAUGUAGCUACUGCUGCUUUACUUUACACAAUAUUCUCACUGCUCAUUUCUGUUGAACAAACAUUUAUUUACUUUAGGUGCACAGCUCCAAAUGACUGCUCCAUAAGAUGAUGGGGAGAGAAACUAUGCAUAAUAAGCCAACACCCUUGUCUUUAAGUCAAUGCUACACAAGAUUCUUGUAAGGGCAAAAUAUGCUAAAUUUAGCUUCUUGAUAAGUUUUCCUAUGUGUAACUUGACAUCCAA
Messenger RNA from Schistocerca gregaria, 3359 nucleotides. RefSeq names its product dynein regulatory complex subunit 3-like. The transcript has 15 exons. NCBI's taxonomy places the organism in Eukaryota, Metazoa, Arthropoda, Insecta, Orthoptera, Acrididae. Gene Ontology annotation, molecular function: protein binding. The record is from RefSeq and is a predicted model, not a curated record. The coding region runs from base 14 to 2272 and encodes 752 amino acids.